AUGCGUAUUCUAGGGUCCAAGUCAGACCGUCGAGUUUCCGUACUUCAUGUGACCGGACCCGAGUUUCCCGAUGGCGUCAUCACCGUUAGCAUCGUGCUCGACGAAGCGAGAUUGAAAGCCUACUUCCACCAAGCUACCGGCCAUCGGGCAGAAUGCGCCAACAUGGCCGGUAAUAUCAUGUUGAGAGGUUAG
Messenger RNA from Penicillium samsonianum, 192 nucleotides. RefSeq lists its product as uncharacterized. Bases 1 to 192 code for a protein of 63 amino acids. The transcript has a single exon. NCBI's taxonomy places the organism in Eukaryota, Fungi, Ascomycota, Eurotiomycetes, Eurotiales, Aspergillaceae. The record is from RefSeq and is a predicted model, not a curated record.